This is a messenger RNA of Belonocnema kinseyi, 570 nucleotides long. Its product is annotated as glycine-rich protein DOT1-like. The record is from RefSeq and is a predicted model, not a curated record. Lineage: Eukaryota; Metazoa; Arthropoda; Insecta; Hymenoptera; Cynipidae. The coding region runs from base 1 to 570 and encodes 189 amino acids. The transcript is spliced from 2 exons.
AUGGAGGACAACAUCCCCCAAGACCUUGGCAAUGGUGUCGAAAAUAAUGAAGGAGGAGGAGGAGGUCAAGGAGGAGGUCAAGGUGGCGGAGGAGGAAAUGGUGGAGGAGGAGGAGGAGGAGGAAAUUCUGACAACGAAUCAUCGGAGGGUGGCUUCCAUAUUAACACAAUGGAGGCAGGAGUUUUAGGAGCAGCGGGAGGAGCAUUAGCAGCAGGAGGAUUCUUUUAUAGGAAAAAUAAAAAAUUAAAAAGACAAUUUAGUGGUGAGCAUGAUGGAUAUAGCGGGUAUGGACGCCAUGGUGGUGGAGGCGGCGGAGGAUAUCAUCAUGGUGGUGGAAAUAACGACGGAUAUCAUGGUGGUGGAAACAACGACGGAUAUCGUGUUGGUGGAAAUGGCGAUAGACGUCAUGGUGGUGGAAAUGGCGAAGGACAUCAUGGUGGUGGAAAUAACGAUGGAAAUCAUGGACAUCAUGAAGACCAUCAUUCACCGCAUUUUAUUGUGCAUCAUUUUUUUAAUCAUGAUAAGCAUGACGAGAAGAAUAAGGAUAAAAAGAAGGAUCAUGGCGAUUAA